Molecule: messenger RNA, 4304 nt
Organism: Bolinopsis microptera
Lineage: Eukaryota; Metazoa; Ctenophora; Tentaculata; Lobata; Bolinopsidae
Exons: 5
Coding region: 46-4044 (1332 amino acids)
Cellular component (GO): membrane
Source: RefSeq, a predicted model, not a curated record
UGUAUUCUUAGCAAGAAAGUGAGAAACUUCUCGAAACACAAAUCUAUGCUUGGAGUACUGUGGAUAGCACUGUUAUUGCAGUGCUCUCUGACAGAACAUCACAACUCUGUGGAGAGUAUCAUCGACAGAAUCGGAGACUACGCUGAAACUCUAGGUUUGGACACAGAUAGAGAUGAAUUUUUCUGGGACGGAGAUUACUGGAUGGAACCAUCCCAGCACGUUAUGACGUGUCCCGAUGGCUUUGGCUGGGAAGGGGAUUUCACAAACGGUCAAUGUAAACCAUGUUCGGCAGGUCAUUUCGCAGACGGUUAUGAUUUUGGUUUGAAGUCAAGAUGCAUUCCAUGUCCAUCAGACGAAUUUGAAGACGGCCAGGAGCAGGGAUAUUGUAAUGGAUAUUGCAACGUUGGAACAACUUUUCAGGUUGGGUCUACACAAGAAAGCGAUUGCGUUGAUCCUGAUGAAAUGUUUGGAGAAGGAUCUUUUCAAAGUGAGGUUUCCGUGGAAGUUGACAUGACUGGUGACUGGUCUUUCUUGAAUGAUAUUCUCAAGGAGGCAUCUGCCAUCGGCUUUUACGAAGCAAAAGCAUUUGUUGAGUACGACGAAAAAGACCACUUUAGCAAACUUCAAGUUCGGGCUAUGCUACCAAACAACGUUGCAGUGCAUGCUCACGGCUUUUUAUUGAAAUUCAAAGCUUACAAAGACUCGAUCAAUGACUAUGCUUCUCUUGCUGACCAUUACACAAGAAUCAUCUUCGACAUGCUUAAUAAUGCGGAGACAUUCAAAGAGUUUGGGUGGAAGAUGAAUCACGAUCAACUCAGGGUCAAAGACGAGGAGAUCUUGAGUGUUGACGUUCACCUAAACCAACAUUGCGAGGAUGGUUAUCGCUCUGCAGAAUGGGAAGGAGUGGGAACCAAAUGCGUAAAAGAUAACACGAAUGCCCCAUCUUUGAAAAAAAGUGUGUUUAUCCAAUACGUAGGAAAAUCUCAAGACUGUAUGAGUCUUGGUGGUGAGGCAAGACUUAGAGAUUUUGUACAAUACAACUGGCCCUUCCCUUGCCUUGAAAGUGAUGAAUGUGAGGCACAUUUCACAACCUGCAACACGCUUAUUUCUGGAGAAUGUGCCAUAAUGAUACAUUUGAUUUUCUAUGACGAUGAUGCCGGGCAAGGAACUGUGGAAUCAAACCUUGAUAAAGCAAAUGAUGUGGAAUACUACGACGGAGAAUCAUUUGAAUACUCGGAAGAAAAUUCGUACAAAUUCAGAGACAGUUCUGAAUGUGGAGCGGAUCCAAAGAUAGACUCAGAUGGAUCAUUUAAAUGUUCAGAGAGCUGCGAUUCCGAGGGUGGUUAUCGACUAACCAAAUCCGGCAACUGUCAGAAGUGCCCUUACAGUACUUGGUUCGAUAGAAAUUCUGAAAGCAAUUUCCCAAGAUGCCACUCAUGUAGCUUUUAUCAGAGUGUGACAGUUUUCGAUAAUGUCCCAAAAAGCGCCGAAGGUUGUUUAAAUGGCGGGUAUACCAGGGAAAAAAACUCUGAUGGCGUGUGGGGAGGCUAUGGGGCGUACGUAGAUGCAGAUUUAGAGUUUGAAGUAAAUGCAAACGUAGAAAUGUACCUCUGCGAAGUCAUGGAAGUUAAACAGGGAUUUCAGGACUUCUGCUCGGACAGGUUUUCUAUUGAAAGAAUGUCCCUUGAUGAUUUUACAGAUUACAAUGUAGAAAUGCUAGGGUGCUUGGUCAUGGAAGAGUUUUCAGAGAUCUAUGAACACAGUUGCAAGGACUUUACCCGUUCAUGGUCAGAUAUCAUGGAUAAUUUCUAUUGGGAAGAUGUUGCUUGCUUUGUCGCAAAGAAAAUUCACAAAAUUGACGAAAGAAGUCAAAGUUGUGAAAAUUUGUCAGACAACGACAAUCAUCUUACAAUGGCCUUUGAUUUUACUGAAUACUUUAGUGGUCACGACAUUGCAUGGGCUAGUGGCUUUUAUCUGCCACUUUUCUCCCACGUCGGGAAAAUGGAAAGAUUUCAAAUGGAUGCAGUCAGUAAGACUGUGGAGGGUGCAUUCCGGAAAUUUGGAAUGUAUGAGAUGACCAAGCUUACAGGUCUACAAAUGAUGGAUCAUGUGAGAGAUAUGAUCCUAACAAUUCCUCGAGGACUGAGAAUGGCGGAAGGUACAUUUGAAUAUACAACGAAAGAUGAUGAUAUUUACUGCGAUAAUGGACAAGUGAAAUUAAGUUGUUUAUAUAGUGGUUCUGCAUGUGAGUGCGAAGCUGAACCGGAGGCGGAUUGUGACUUUCCAAAUGACAUCAAUAACGGGAAAUUAUCCGGUAUAUAUAACAGAGACUACGUUAGCAGUGAUCAACUAUGUGAAGGCUGUGAAAAUCCUGUGACAACAUAUCGAUAUAGUUGUGAAGAGGGAUACAGGUUAGACAACUUGGAAUCGAAUGAAGACUGUGAAGUUGUAUCGUUUUACUGCAAAACAACAGACAAUACAAUCAACAGACAACCAAACUGUGUGAGGGACACCUGUGUAUUCAGGGAAUUAGGAAAUGGAUACAUCGCAAGAAAACAUGCUGAUCUGGAUAGACCAUGUAGGUCCGUUGAAUACAAAUGUGACCCUGGAUAUGAAAUGGAAGGAGAAGCAGAAGUGUAUUGCUCUGUUGAGGGCGGUAAAUCUGAUAUGCCUCAAUGUGUCAAAGCAGAGUGCGAAUUUCCUGAGGAGCUGGAAAAUGCAAGAUUUAUAGUAGAAUAUGCCGAAUAUGACGGAAAUCGUGCAGGUUUGUAUCAAUGCCUGGACGGAACUCGGUAUUACGGUGACGUUUACGACCGUAUACAAUGUGGUGAUUCCUCAACAGGCUGUGAAAAACGCAACUAUUGCCCUGCCAUGAUCGAAAACGGAUACUUGAUGAGGGAAUGGGAAUGGGAUGAGUAUGAGACUUACAUCGGAGAAUACAGAUGCCAUCCUGGCUUCGAGCUGAGGAAUCCACAAAUAUUUAGCUCCAGCGAACAAGAUUACGAGGACAAAUAUGGCUGGGGAGCGUGUGGAAGAUCUCGUAAUGAAAACGUUGAUCCUGAGAAUCUGCCUCGUUGCGUGGAACCUGGCAGCCCUGAGCCCUGCAACAUGCCUCAAGAGAUCUAUAAUGGAUAUCGAGUGGAAGAAAUAAAGAACGAAAUGUACGAUAUUGUCGACCAAGCAAGAUACAGGUGUAACAGUGGGUACAUGAUGAGUGAAACCUGGAAAGGUGACAUAGGCUGGUGUAGAAGCGACCGAACCUUUGAACUUCCUUACUGUGUGGAUCCAAAAGAUUGGUACACAAUAGAAUUUGAGCUGGUUCCCGGAACAAGCAAGAUGGAGAACGCUGGUCGGGCCAAGGCCAGACAUAAUUACGCUGAUGGAUCUUCUGGGGAUUGGUAUGCAGCAUGUGACGACCACUUUAACGGUGCAGCCGCCGGAGCAAUGUGUAGAUCUAUGGGAUUCAGACACGGCAAGCAGAUCAAAGCUGACAAGAAAAUGAAACCAAUUGAAGAUAUUCCGUUUGGAAUGACCAACGUUUUCUGCUACCACGACGACACACUCAUGAUGAGCCCAAGUUGCAAUGGAGAUGAAUACGGUCAAAUGGGCUGGCCUCUUUGUGCUCCUGAGGAGCAAAUUGCCAUUCAGUGCUUUGACGAUAUGUGGAAGGUUGACGUCGGCUUCAAAAUGGUUCAGCGAAGCGGGAAGAUGUUUUGCCCCACACAGGUCAUGAAAGAAGGAAAUAUGAUGAAACUGAAGAAUAUGGAUGUUCAUGUUAAGUGGGGAGGAGUGCACCUAGGUAGAGAUGGUUACUACGAAACUAAGUAUUUCGAGGAGGGAGUCCAAUACAACUCAAUGGGAAAGUUCAGCCAAAAGAAGGGGUUCAAAGCUCGUUUUAUUGGUAAUAAAAUGGACUACGACUGCUUCUUCUGUGAUAUUUACAUGGGUGAGCACAUCAUGAACCCCUGGCCAGACAAAAAUCACAACUGCCCCGCUGAGUAUUCUGAAGACGGUGGUAUGAUGGAUGACAUGGACAUGAACUAGAUGAUAUUUCAUUCUUAAACCAAUGGACAAGUGAAUUUAGUUAGCUGAACCAAUAUAUUGACAAAUUACAUUUCAGAAGCUCGUUAGUAUUAUAACAAUUGAAAAUUUCGUUCACCUUUUAGGACUUUAAAUAGAGUUAUACGACGCUUAUAAAAAUUGGGUGACCACUUCCUCCAGAGUUAUUUCCAAUUUAGUUAGAUAUAUAUUUCUGUUAUGCAUGCUUUCAAUAUUUAUACAGUUACAAAUUUUAGUUCUACAAA